Messenger RNA from Hyla sarda, 3992 nucleotides. RefSeq names its product discoidin domain receptor tyrosine kinase 2 (gene DDR2). NCBI's taxonomy places the organism in Eukaryota, Metazoa, Chordata, Amphibia, Anura, Hylidae. The coding region runs from base 619 to 3171 and encodes 850 amino acids. Gene Ontology annotation, molecular function: collagen binding; ATP binding; protein tyrosine kinase collagen receptor activity. Gene Ontology annotation, cellular component: signaling receptor complex; membrane. The transcript has 19 exons. The record is from RefSeq and is a predicted model, not a curated record. Gene Ontology annotation, biological process: multicellular organism development; protein phosphorylation; positive regulation of kinase activity.
AGGCACAUUACUGAACCUCCCUGCAAACAUUUCCUUUGGAAACGGACGAUUCUCUCUCCUUCAGCUCAAAAUUUUCAUUUUAAGGAUACACUUCGGAAUCGUAAUUUGGGGGAUUCUUUUUACUCAUUUAUACUAGUAUUUAUGGUCCUGAGACAGAAAUAUACUGCUUUGUUGUUUUUUUGCUUUUCUUUGUGCUGUUUGAUAAUCAUCAUCUUAAGAGAAGCUCAGAGAAAAUAUGGAGGAAAACGUACAAGAAAACACGAGGGACUUCUGAUAAUGUUUAGAAUGAGUUAAACAUAUUUCAUGCCAAGAGUCCCCCGAAUCUCCAUAAAUCCCGGAAAACCUCCAUUUUGCAGGAACGGGAUCAGCAAGAACUGAACUUCAGACCAGGGAGCGAAGAGACAACGCAGGCAACAGGUAGUUCAUUCAAGGAAUCUCUGCUUCUUAAAAGUCACCAAAACAGAAAAGAAUGUCCACACUGGCAGAACAAGAAGCUCUGGAUGCUGAAGUUCAGCUACUGAGUAUGUGUGACCACCUGCACUGGACACAUGAGGUGAGGGAAUCAACAGAACAGCAGGGGGCGCCUUAACAAGUUUUUCUGAACUCAUCUGCUUAAAGAUGACAGCCGAAAAACAAAUUACAUUAAUAUUACUUCUGCAAAUCCUGAGCUCUGUGGAAUCGCAGGUCAACCCAGCUGUCUGCCGUUACCCAUUGGGUAUGACAGGAAGACAAAUUCCAGAUGAAGACAUCACGGCAUCUAGUCAGUGGUCAGAAUCAACUGCAGCCAAAUAUGGGAGGCUGGAUUUAGAAGAAGGAGAUGGAGCUUGGUGUCCAGAGAUGCCAGUAGACCCAGAAGAACUGACGGAGUUUCUCCAGAUUGACCUGCGAGUCCUCCAUUUUAUUACAUUGGUGGGCACUCAGGGUAGACACGCUGGAGGACAUGGCAAUGAGUUUGCCCAAAUGUUUAAAAUAAACUACAGUCGAGAUGGCACGCGUUGGAUCUCCUGGAGAAAUCGUCAUGGUAGCCAGGUUCUAGAAGGCAAUGCCAACCCUUAUGACAUAGUGUUAAAGGACCUGGAGCCUCCUAUUAUUGCCAGGUUUUUACGUUUCAUCCCGGUGACGGACCAUUCUAUGAAUGUGUGCCUGCGGGUGGAGCUGUACGGCUGUGCUUGGCUGGAUGGAUUGGUGUCUUAUAAUUCUCCAUCCGGCCAACAAUUCCUUUUACCUGAUGGACAAAUUGUUAACCUCAAUGAUACCAUUUAUGAUGGAGCAGUUGGCUACAGCAUGACUGAAGGGCUCGGCCAGCUGACUGACGGGGUAUCGGGGCUGGAUGACUUCACGCUGACACAUGAGUACCACAUGUGGCCUGGAUAUGAUUAUGUUGGUUGGAGCAAUGAAAGCUUCCCUAAUGGAUAUGUGGAAAUCAUGUUUGAAUUUGACCGAAUAAGAAAUUUCACAACAAUGAAGGUUCAUUGCAACAACAUGUUCUCGAAGGGGGUGAAGAUCUUCAAAGAAGUGCAGUGUUUCUUUAGAUCGGAAGCAAAUGAAUGGGAAGCAAAUUCUGUCGUUUCAGUCUUGAUAAUGGAUGAUGCCAACCCCAGCGCCCGAUACGUCACUGUGCAACUUCACAACCAUAUGGCCAGAGCUAUCAAGUGCCAGUACUAUUUUUCCGACUCUUGGAUGAUGUUUAGUGAGAUCACGUUCCAGUCUGAUGCUGCCAUGUACAACAAUUCAUUAAGUCCUCCACGGCCGGCUAGUGUUCCAACUACAUAUGACCCCACCCUUAAAAUAGACGACAGCAAUACCCGCCUCCUGAUUGGUUGUUUAGUUGCCAUCAUCUUUAUACUUGUGGCGAUUAUUGUGAUUAUCCUGUGGCGACAGUUCUGGCAGAAGAUGCUAGAGAAGGCAUCUAGAAGGAUGUUGGAUGAGGAGCUGACUGUCAGCCUAUCAAUCCCCAGUGAUUCCAAUACAUACAAUGCAAAUAGAAGGCAUGAAUCAAUGUCAACUAGCGAACAUGAAUCCAACUCCACCUAUGACAGGAUAUUUCCUCUUGGGCCGGACUAUCAGGAGCUCACAGCACAAGCAGUGGUAGAAGAGGAAGCUGGAUGUUCUGCUGGAAAGCUUGCUCUACCUACAAAUGCAGAUGGUGUUCCUCACUAUGCUGAGGCUGAUAUAGUGAAUUUGCAAGGAGUCACUGGGGGCAACACCUACUCUGUUCCAGCAAUCACAAUGGAUCUCCUAUCUGGUAAAGAGGUGGCAGUGGAAGAAUUUCCAAGAAAGCAUUUAGCUUUUAAAGAGAAGCUUGGAGAAGGUCAGUUUGGAGAGGUUCAUCUCUGUGAAGCAGAGGGGGUAGAGGCCUUUCUAGACAAAGACUUGAUUUUGGACACAAGCAUUGGUCAGCCCACUCUUGUGGCUGUAAAAAUGCUCAGAGCAGAUGCCAACAAGAAUGCCAGAAAUGAUUUCCUAAAGGAGAUUAAGAUAAUGUCCAGGUUAAAGGAUCCUAAUAUUAUCCGCCUGCUGGCCGUGUGCAUUGCAGAGGACCCUUUGUGUAUGAUAACAGAGUAUAUGGAAAAUGGGGACCUUAACCAGUUCCUUUCACGUCAUCAAGCAGAGAAAGAACCCCUCAGUGCGACAGUAAAUAUCAAUUACACAGACCUCAGAUAUAUGGCGGCACAGAUCGCUUCUGGCAUGAAAUACCUCUCAUCUCUUAAUUUUGUGCAUCGAGACCUUGCAACACGGAACUGCCUGGUUGGUAGAAAUUACACAAUCAAAAUAGCUGAUUUUGGAAUGAGUCGGAAUCUGUAUAGUGGGGAUUACUACAGAAUUCAGGGGAGAGCCGUGCUUCCGAUUAGAUGGAUGUCUUGGGAGAGUAUUUUAAUGGGAAAAUUCACCACCGCCAGUGAUGUGUGGGCAUUUGCAGUGACUUUAUGGGAGAUGUUGACUUUCUGUCAAGAACAACCAUAUAGCGAGAUGUCAGACGAGCAAGUGAUUGAGAACACUGGAGAGUUUUUUCGAGAACAAGGGAAACAGGUAUACCUCCCUCAACCAGACAUUUGUCCGGAUAAGGUUUAUAAGCUCAUGUUGAGUUGUUGGCGCAGAGAAACCAAAGACCGGCCAAGCUUUCAAGAAAUUUAUCAACUUUUGCAGCCAGACCCCGAUUUAGAGGACUGAUGAUUGUCAUAGUCAUUAAGUAACCAUCAGGCAAGUCUUCAAGAAAUGUGCCUCAGACUUUCACCACACCUACAUCAAACACAAAUCUGGAAUCUUUAGAUGUUUCCUUUCCUUGUGGACUUUCAGCUGAGCACAUAUAUUUGUCACCUGGAAAGCCAUCAAUUGUGAAUAAUCUGUUUACAUGUGCUUCCAGUACCAUGUGAGAAAAGCGCAUUGCAAGUGUUUGUUGUUGUUAUUACAUAUUUAAAUCGUUUUUGUUUGGUUUUUUAAACUUUUACGAUAAUCAUUCUAAAAGCUACAAAACAUAUCAGGAAUUUUUGUUUCUCCAGUAAUUUAUAUUCUCAUAUCCAGUGGUAGUAUGUGAUGGCCAUAUCACUUCUGCUACAAUAGGUUAGAGCUACAGCUUUCCAUAGGUGCCUAUAAAAGUGUCCCUAUUAAAAGUAGGAACAAACAAUGCAGGGAAGUAAAUGACUUAUUUAUAACUAUGUUAAAUUUGAUGAUCGCUUGAUAGAAACUGGAGGAUCAAUUUAACUGUGUUUUAUGUUUUUAUAAAUAUAUCCUUUUGAUAAUGCUUAAUAUGUAAAUAGUAUUUUAUUAGCUAUAUAUAUGUAUGUUUUAUGGCAUAAUAUAGUUACUUUAGUUUUUCUUCUUAUGAAGUGAAUCGGUUAGCUGAAUAUGCUGCCUAUGUUAAGGCAGCUAUUUACAGCUACAGGUCUGUAUUUUAAAGGGGUACUCCACCCCUAGAUAUCUUAUCCAAAGGAUAGGGGACCCCCGCUGUUAUUAAAGGACAACUGUAGUGCAAGACUUUUAUAUAUUCCUGU